Molecule: messenger RNA, 4210 nt
Organism: Scaptodrosophila lebanonensis
Lineage: Eukaryota; Metazoa; Arthropoda; Insecta; Diptera; Drosophilidae
Product: probable multidrug resistance-associated protein lethal(2)03659
Exons: 9
Coding region: 43-4053 (1336 amino acids)
Biological process (GO): transmembrane transport
Cellular component (GO): membrane
Molecular function (GO): ATP binding; ATP hydrolysis activity; ABC-type transporter activity
Source: RefSeq, a predicted model, not a curated record
GACGCACUCAAAAAUACUAUAUCGGGCAAAGUUUGUUUCGAAAUGCAGUCUGUGAAAGCAGAUAAUUUGGCGCCAAAUCCGCGCGAACGGGCAAGCUGUAUAUCUGCGCUUAUGUUUUGUUAUGCACUGCCUAUACUUUUUAAAGGGCGCAAGAAGACAUUGCAGCCGACUGAUUUAUACAAUGCCUUGCCUGAGCAUAGGGCCAGCAAUUUGGGCGAUGUACUUUAUAAGACUUGGCAGGCCGAAGUAGAGGCGAGUCGUCGCAAUGAAAAAGAACCCAGUCUUGUAAAAGUAAUUUUUCGGGUUUUUGGAUUUCAAUUAUUUGUUUCGGGUCUAUUGCUUGCGGUUCUAGAACUAGGGACCAGAGCUACCACGCCGCUUCUUCUGGCUGGACUUAUAUCUGAAUUUACCCGAGCUGGGAACGGAAACGAUCUGAAGACGCAACUUUAUGCGGCAGGUCUGAUCACGUGCAUCAUUGCCAGUGUCCUAAUUACUCAUCCCUUUAUGAUGGGCAUGAUGCAUCUGGCAAUGAAAAUGCGAGUGGCCAUGAGUAGCGCGGUUUAUCGAAAGUCUUUACGAUUAAGCAAGACGGCCUUGGGCGAUACAACUACCGGACAAGUUGUAAACCUUAUCUCAAACGAUUUGGGGCGCUUUGAUCGAGCACUUAUCCAUUUACAUUUUCUCUGGCUGGCACCAUUAGAGCUUCUGUUUGCCUCGUAUUUUAUGUACCAAAUGAUUGGCGCCUCCACCUUUUAUGGGAUAACCAUAAUGCUACUCUUUUUGCCGCUGCAGACAUACCUGGGAAAGCUGACAUCUGUACUACGGAUGCGUACAGCUUUGCGAACCGAUAAGCGUGUUCGCAUGAUGAAUGAAAUUAUAUUGGGAAUACAGGUUAUCAAAAUGUACGCCUGGGAGAAACCCUUUGGAAAACUCAUUGAACAGGCACGUCGCAGUGAAAUGGGCGAAAUUCGAAAGGUUAACUAUUUGCGGGGAGUUCUGCUUUCCUUUGAGAUCACACUCUCACGCAUUGCCAUAUUCGCCAGUCUGGUCGGCUUUGUGCUAAUGGGUGAGCAGCUGACAGCAGAGAAGGCCUUUUUUGUGACUGCCUUUUAUAAUAUUCUGCGUCGCACGGUUACCAAGUUCUUUCCCCAGGGCAUCUCUCAAUUGGCGGAGCUUUUGGUAUCGCUUCGUCGAAUCAAGGUAUUCCUAAUGCGUGAUGAGACAAACGUGCGUGACAAAUCAGAGGAUGUGGAAGAAGAGGAGGAGGAUGUGUUGCUGGAGAAGAAUAAGGAAUCUGGAGCACUGAUUGCUAAUAAUACAGCAGCAGUCUUAAAUGGCAAUGCAGUGAUAUCCUCAAAUCUUGAUACUGUCGAUGUGGGUGUCGAUAUAAAGCAUUUAAAGGCCAGAUGGAAUACGGACCUCAGUGAUCCCGUAUUGGAUGAUAUAAACAUGUCGUUAAAACGUCAACAGCUGGUGGCUGUCAUUGGACCUGUGGGCUCUGGAAAGUCUAGCCUUAUACAGGCUAUACUUGGCGAGCUGCCUGCCGAAGAAGGAACGCUGGAGGUGCAUGGCAGUUACUCAUAUGCCUCACAAGAACCAUGGCUCUUUACGGGCACUGUGCGUGAAAACAUACUUUUCGGAUUGGCCAUGGAUAGGCAUCGUUAUCGAACUGUGGUCAAAAAAUGUGCAUUGGAUCGGGACUUUGAACUGUUGCCCUACGGAGAUCAGACCAUUGUGGGUGAGCGGGGCGCCUCUUUGUCGGGCGGCCAGAAGGCGAGAAUAAGUUUAGCGCGUGCCGUUUAUCGAAAGGCAAAUAUCUAUCUACUCGACGAUCCAUUGAGUGCGGUAGAUACGCAUGUAGGCCGCCAUUUAUUCGAUUAUUGUAUUCGGGACUAUCUAAAGCAUAAAUUAGUCAUCUUGGUUACCCAUCAACUACAAUUCUUAGAGCAUGCUGAUUUAAUAGUCGUAAUGGACAAGGGAAAGGUAACCAUGGGAACUUAUGAGCAUAUGCUUAAUAGUGGCCAGGACUUUACGCAAUUGCUGGCGCAAAGUCAUGAAAAUUCAAAUCCAGAUUCGGAGAAAGAAACCGAGAAAAAUUCUGCAGCAGCAGGUGAUUACAAACGUCAAGAAAGUCAACAGAGCAAAGGCAGCAGCAAACGUCUGAACAGUGUCUCCUCUGUGGACUCCUCUCUGGAUUCUUCUCUGGAUAUAUCAGAAAAGAAGGAAGCCCAUCAAGUUCAAGAAGUACGCGGAGGCGGCCAAAUCGGUUUGGGGAUGUACCAAAAGUAUUUCAGCAGCAGUGGUUUUGUAACUUUCGCGAUAAUGCUAUUCCUCUGCAUAGCUACUCAGGUGAUGGCUUCGGGCGGAGAUUACUUUGUUUCGUAUUGGGUUAAAAACAACAAUCAAGAGGAUCAGACGGUGGACAUCUGGUACUUCACAGCCAUUAAUGGAGCGAUUAUUAUAUUGGCAUUGCUGCGCACAUUCCUAUUCUUUAAUGUGGCAAUGCACUCCUCAACCAAUUUACACAAUACUAUGUUCCGUGCGGUCUCCCGUGCUGCCCUUUAUUUCUUUCACACAAAUCCGUCCGGACGAAUACUCAAUCGCUUCUCCAUGGAUCUGGGUCAGGUGGAUGAAGUCCUGCCACUGGUUAUGAUAGACUGCAUACAGAUGUUUCUCACUUUGGCGGGUAUUAUUAUGGUGCUAUGUGUUACAAAUCCUUGGUACCUGAUCAACACAAUUUUGAUGUUACUAUCGUUUUAUUACAUACGCGAGUUUUAUCUGAACACGUCCCGGAAUGUGAAACGUCUGGAGGCAGUGGCACGUUCCCCGAUGUACUCCCAUUUGGGCGCCACUUUAAAUGGUCUGUCAACGGUACGAGCUUUGGGAGCACAGAAAAUGCUGAUAGCCGAGUAUGAUAACUAUCAGGAUUUGCAUAGUUCUGGAUACUAUACAUUUCUUUCGACAAGUCGCGCAUUUGGCUACUAUUUGGAUUGUUUUUGCAUCAUUUAUGUGGUCAUCAUAAUUGUGAAUAAUUUUAUAACUCCACCAACAAGUCCAGGACAAAUAGGACUGGCCAUUACACAGGCCAUGUCCAUGACUGGUAUGGUGCAAUGGGGCAUGCGGCAGUCGGCAGAGUUGGAGAAUUCUAUGACCUCCGUGGAGCGUGUAGUGGAGUAUAAAAAUUUGGAACCAGAAGGCGAAUUCGAAUCGCCAGCGGGCAAGCAACCUCCAGCUAGCUGGCCCGAAAGUGGUGAAGUUGUGGCCGAUGAAUUAAGUCUGAGAUAUAGUCCCGAUCCCAAGACUGAGUGUGUACUGAAAUCGCUAAACUUUUCCAUCAAAGCGCGUGAAAAAGUGGGCGUCGUGGGAAGAACUGGUGCAGGAAAAUCUUCUCUUAUAAAUGCACUGUUUCGCUUGUCCUUUAAUGAUGGUUCCGUAUUAAUUGAUAAGCGCGACACUGAGGAAAUGGGCUUGCAUGAUCUGCGUAGUAAGAUCUCCAUAAUUCCUCAGGAACCAGUCUUAUUCUCUGGCACUAUGCGGUACAAUUUGGACCCAUUCGAACAGUAUCCCGAUGCCAAGUUGUGGGAGGCUUUGGAUGAGGUGCAUUUAAAAGAUGCGAUCUCAGAGUUGCCCACCGGCUUGCAAAGCCACAUUUCAGAAGGUGGUUCCAACUUCAGCGUUGGACAGCGUCAAUUAGUUUGUUUGGCACGCGCAAUUCUGCGUGAGAAUCGUAUAUUAGUAAUGGAUGAAGCUACGGCUAAUGUGGAUCCUCAAACUGAUGCCUUAAUACAGACAACGAUUAGAAAGAAGUUCAAGGAUUGCACAGUUCUAACCAUUGCCCAUCGUCUUCAUACGGUAAUGGACUCGGAUAGGAUAAUGGUAAUGGAUGCAGGGCAUGUGGUCGAAUUUGAUACGCCCUAUGAGCUUUUGACAAACUCCAAAAAUAAGGUGUUUUAUGGUAUGGUUAUGCAGACGGGAAAGGCGACUUUUGAGCAUUUACUUAAAAUGGCGCAGGAGGCUCAUGAGGAAAGGACGCAACAAGGAAGGUUGGAGUAGCUCAAUAUGUUUAAAUGUACAUUAUUCCAUAUUUAAGAACAAAUGAAAAUAGCAAUAAUUUGUUGUACCUCUAUACACACGUACCUAUGUACUUAUACGAGUUUACUCUGUGAAUAUACAUACAUACAUACUAUAUAUAUAUAUAUAUAUUUAUAUA